AUGAGUCAAUCUCAAAUAACCAAUCCAAAUUCUUAUACUUUGAGGGACGUACUUUUGUUAUCUCAACUUCUACAUAUAAAUCAUAUAUCAAAUUUAGACAAGUUAGAAAAGAUUGAUAAUGCCUUAUUAGUUAGCAUAUUAAGUACUUGGAAAACUCAUAUAUCAACUAAACUCGACCACAGUAAUAUCAAAAUUAAUACUUUAAAUCAAUUGAUAGAUCUUUACAAGAAAUUAUUGGCAAAGUAUAAUGUUGAAAAUACGGAAAGUCUUGCUAAUGAAGUUUAUUUUACUAGGAUUGAUGAAUUGGAAGAUACGAUAGCAAAGAAGAAAAUUGAGUUCAGAAAUACAUUGGAAGAAGAAUGA
Molecule: messenger RNA, 363 nt
Organism: Lodderomyces pseudojiufengensis
Lineage: Eukaryota; Fungi; Ascomycota; Pichiomycetes; Serinales; Debaryomycetaceae
Exons: 1
Coding region: 1-363 (120 amino acids)
Source: RefSeq, a predicted model, not a curated record